AAAACAAUGUCCUCCUCAUCAUCAAAAAAUAACAAUGAAAAAAUCAUCUUCAAAUCCGAUCAAAAUGGUCAAAAAGUUUUAGAUUUCUUUAAGGCAAAUGUUAUUUAUGAUACUUCUCUAAAAGCUGGAAAUAAUACUAAAUUUGUUUUAGCUCAUAAAGUUGUCCUAUGUGCAACUAGUGAGUAUUUUUUCAACCUUUUACAUGAAACUAAAUCUCAACCGGAAGAAAGUAAAACAAAAAAUGUUGUCGAACUUAAAGAAAUCGCUGACGCCUCAGCUCUGCAACAAAUAAUUGAUUUCAUGUAUUCAGGUUCAAUUGAAUUGACUUGUCAAACUGUCAAGGGUAUUUUAAGAACUGCAUCAUUUUUAAAAAUGCAAACAUUAAUUAAUGGUUGUUGUGAAUUGAUUGAAAAAAACAUCAAUUUCGACAAUUCUUUGAAUUUACUUUGCAUUGCUAAUGAACUUGGUUUACCCACAUUAAAAGCCAAGUCCUUGGAAUGCAUUAAUUCUAACUUUGACAAAAUAACAAAGAAAACAGAAUUCCUUAAGUUGAAUGAAAACGAAUUAAAAGACAUACUAUUUUUUAAUGAGAAUCUCAAUAAACACUUUGAGAAAGUCGUCUUUUUGUCCAUGGUAGCAUGGAUAAACUAUGACAAAUUGAAUCGGGAACAUCUUGUUUUCGAACUUCUAUCAAAGAUUCGUUAUUGGUUGCUAACUCCCAAGUUUAUUGUUGAAAACCGAAAAGCAGUUUGUAAGACUGUCGAAAGCUAUGAAUUGAUUUGUAGUUGGUUGCAAUGGCAUUUGUCACCGGAAACUCGGUCAAAUGAUGAACCAAAUUGUCAAAGGCCAAAAACAGAUGGUCAACUAUCAGUUGUAAACUUAGCAGCCAGUCAAAAAGCAAUUCAUCUUCGUACUUUUGACCCCAAAGAAAAUGCAUGGUCUAUAAAGGCAAAACUUAAUUUACCAUCAAAAAUAAAGAAUCCCUCAAUGAUUGUGAUUGAUGGUAAAUUGAUUAUAGCUGGAGGAUGGCAGAAUGCAAAUAAUGUUUGGUGUUUCGAUCUGGCCACCUCGAAAUGGAUUGAUUUGCCGCCAAUGUUAAAUGUUCGAUUGAAUUGUCAGUUGGCAGAUUUAAAUGGUUAUUUGUGUGUUUUUAGUGGAGGCGAAACCUCAAUCGAAAUUUAUAACUUUCAUACAAAAACAUGGACUGAAUUGUAUGCACCAAAAAGAUUUAGUCCCAAAAGCAAAAUAGCUGUUCACAAUACAAAAUUAUACAUUCUUGAUUUUCAGGAACGUUCUUUGCAAAAGUAUGAUAUUUCUACAAAUAAAUGGACUUCGAGAAAUAUUAGUUAUAAUGCACUCACUGACUAUGGGCUAGUGGCAGAUGAUAAAUAUUUGUAUAUUUUUGGUGGUUCAUUUAAUUAUAAUAGUUUUGGCGAUUAUGGUAAAACAGUUUAUCGUUAUGAUUUAUUUAAUAAUGAUGCUUGGUGUGAGAUUGCACAUUUACCAAGUGCUCGUCCUGUUAAAGCUGAAAUAUUUGGAAAUAAAAUUAUAAUUUGCGAUGGUGAAAAUUUUGAAGAAUUUGAUAUUAAUACACAAACAUGGAAUAAUUUGGCUAGCAUAUCAAAAGGAUUAAUAGAGCAAGGAUAUUAUUUUUAUAAGUCAUAAGUUGUA
This is a messenger RNA of Episyrphus balteatus (marmalade hoverfly), 1671 nucleotides long. RefSeq names its product kelch-like protein 3. The transcript has a single exon. The record is from RefSeq and is a predicted model, not a curated record. The coding region runs from base 7 to 1665 and encodes 552 amino acids. Lineage: Eukaryota; Metazoa; Arthropoda; Insecta; Diptera; Syrphidae. Gene Ontology annotation, molecular function: protein binding.